This is a messenger RNA of Peromyscus maniculatus bairdii (prairie deer mouse), 2712 nucleotides long. Lineage: Eukaryota; Metazoa; Chordata; Mammalia; Rodentia; Cricetidae. The record is from RefSeq and is a predicted model, not a curated record.
AUGGUGCCAGGUCUGAAGGUCCUUCUGUUCCUCAGCCUGCAUCUCUUGCAGGAGGUGAAAAGCACCAUAGUCCAUCUGAACAACAAUGGAUAUGAGGGUGUGGUCAUUGCAAUUAACCCCAGUGUGCCAGAAGAUGAAAGACUCAUCCAAAGCAUAAAGGAAAUGAUAACUCAAGCCUCUACUUACCUGUUUGAAGCCACCAAAAGAAGAUUUUAUUUCAGGAAUGAAAGCAUUUUGGUCCCAAUGACCUGGAAGUCAAAAUCUGAGUACUUAACACCAAAACGAGAAUCAUAUGACCAAGCAGACGUCAUAGUUGCUGAUCCUAAUCUGAAAUAUGGAGAUGAUCCCUACACACUUCAAUAUGGACAAUGUGGAGACAGAGGACAGUACAUACAUUUUACUCCAAACUUCCAACUGACUGAAAAUUUGCCUAUGUAUGGACCCCGAGGCAGAGUCUUUGUCCAUGAGUGGGCCCAUCUCCGGUGGGGAGUAUUUGAUGAGUAUAACAGAGACCGGCCCUUCUACAUGUCUGAAAAGAACACUAUUGAAGCAACAAGAUGUUCCACUCACAUUUCUGGCAGAAUCAUGGUGAAAGAAUGUCAGGGAGGCAUCUGCAUAUCAAGGCAAUGCCAUCGAGAUUCAAAGACAGGACUGUAUGAGCCCAAAUGUACAUUUAUCCCAAACAAAGCCCAAGCAGCCAGGGACUCCAUAAUGUUCAUGCAAAGUCUUGAUUCUGUGGUUAAAUUUUGCACAGAAAAAACCCACAAUAGAGAAGCCCCAAACCUACAAAACAAAAUGUGCAAUGGCAGAAGCACAUGGAACAUAAUCAAGAAGUCUGCUGAUUUUCAGAAUUCCUCUCCAAUGAUAGGAAAAGUAGCCCUGCCCAGACCUGCAUUUUCACUGCUGAAGUCCAAACAGCGGGUAGUCUGCUUGGUCCUAGAUAAAUCAGCAAGCAUGAAAUCAGGAAACCCUAUCACUCAUCUCACCCGAAUGAACCAAGCAGCAGAGCUGUUCUUAAUUCAAAUUAUUGAAAAGGGAUCCUUGGUUGGCCUGGUCACAUUUGAUAGCACUGCUACAAUCCGAAACCUUCUAGCAAGAAUGACCAGUGAGAACUCCUACCUAGAGAUCAGUGCAAACCUGCCUCGACAAGUCGGGAAUGGAACUUCAAUUUGCAAUGGACUCAGAAGCGGAUUCCAGGCAAUUACCUCCAGUGACCAGAGGACUUCCGGUUCUGAGAUCAUAUUGCUGACAGAUGGGGAAGAUGGCCAGAUAAGUUCAUGCUUUGAGGAAGUCAAAAGCAGUGGUGCCGUCAUCCACACCAUCGCUCUGGGGCCUUCCGCUGCUAGAGAACUGGAGACCUUGUCCGACAUGACAGGAGGGCUUCGCUUUUAUGCCAAUCACGAUGUGAAUGGCCUCAUGGAUGCUUUCAGCGGGAUUUCAUCUAGAAGUGGCAGCAUCUCUGAGCAGGCUCUACAAUUGGAGAGCAAAGCCUUGAAUAUUAAAGGGAAGGAAUUGAUAAACGGUACAGUACUGGUGGAUAGUACCAUUGGCAAUGACACAUUCUUUGUUAUCACCUGGACAAUUCAAAAGCCAGAAAUUAUUCUUCAAGAUCCAAAAGGAAAAAAAUACACAACCUCAGAUUUCCGAGGUGAUGAUAAGCUAAAUAUUUUCUCUGUCCGACUUCGAAUACCAGGCAUCGCAGAGACAGGAACUUGGACCUACAGCCUCUUUAAUAAGGCUGGCAAAUCUCAGUCACUAACAGUGACGGUGACCACUAGAGCAAGAAGUCCUACCACACCCCCAGUAAUUGUAACUGCUCACGUGAGUCAAAACACAGCAUGGUACACUAGCCCAAUGAUUGUGUAUGCACGAGUCAGCCAAGGAUGUCUGCCUGUUCUGGGAGCCAGUGUCACAGCCACUAUAGAAGCUGAAGAUGGACAUCAAGUCACACUGGAGCUCUGGGACAACGGGGCAGGUGCUGAUACACUCAAAAAUGAUGGCGUCUACUCAAGAUAUUUUGCAGAGUACCAUGGAAAUGGGAGAUACAGCUUAAAAGUCAGGGUCACGGCAAGAAAAACCAUCACUAAAGUAAAUUUAAAACAACCAAACAAGGCUCUAUAUGUACCUGGCUAUGUUGAAAAUGAUACAAUUAUAUGGAAUCCACCAAGAUCUGAGUAUUCGGUAGUAGUCACAGACACUGUUAUGGUAAACACAGAAAUCCCUAGAGGGUCCUUCACUGUGUCUGGAACUUCGUUCACUGUGUCUGGAGCACCUCAUGGUGGGGGCCACACUCCUGUGUUCCCACCCAGUAAAGUGACAGAUCUGGAAACCCAGUUUAAAGGAGAUAAUCUUCACCUUAUGUGACAAGAAGGAUGACAAGAAGGAAAUCAAGAUGCUGGUCGAGCGCAUAGAUACGUCAUCAGAAUGAGUAAGCGUUCUUGGCAUAUAGAAGAUUUUAACAAGGCUACUAUAGUGAAUACUCAUUUUGUUACUCCUAAAGAGGCUGGCUCAAAGGAAAAAUUUAAAUUCAAACCAGAAAAUAUUGAAAAUGGUACCACUUACAUUGGGAUUCAGGGCAUCAAUGAAGCCAUCCUCAGAUCAGAGGUCUCCAACAUUGCCGAGGCUGUCAAGUUUAUUCCUGGUUUGGGUACCAAAAUGCCUGCACCCAGUUUGACAAUUUUUCUAUUUGUUGCAACUUUAUUCAUAUUUUAA